Molecule: messenger RNA, 2353 nt
Organism: Striga asiatica
Lineage: Eukaryota; Viridiplantae; Streptophyta; Magnoliopsida; Lamiales; Orobanchaceae
Source: the annotation of a GenBank genome assembly
UGUGGCUGGCGUGGUCUUCUUGUUUAUCCCAGCCGAUAAAAAAAUCUGGCCUCCCCCAUGAAUAACUUAAUCCCAAAAAUCUGUUCUUGCGCAGCGACGAGCGGUAGAGGAGGAAGAAGCAAUCUUCUGUAAUUCCAGCGAUAGUUUUUGUAGAGACAAGCACGGGUGGGGGAACAAACCAUAUUUCUUCGGUUUUCCGUCGGGACGCAAGGUAAGCUCGAAAUUUGUGAAGAUUAAUGGUGUUCCUCGAGUUGUAGCAAGCUCCUCGAGUUAUUAAAGACGACUAGGUAGUAGGGUUUAGAGACACCCCUUCCCUUUGAGAUUCGUCCAUUCUCAACAGAGCUCCAGUUUCCACCGGCGGUAAGCCUAUUACGUCUGUUCAGGCGGCGGAUUUUUAUAGGAGUUUCAAUUUAAUCCAAGGAAGGAAGAAAGGAGCCAUAUUUACAAGACAUGGGUAGAAAGAAAAAAUUCAUCGACAAGAAAAAGUCGGCCACAUUCCAGCUCAUGGCCCGGGACACAUCUGACCCGAACUACUCGCCCGACCCAUCUGGAGACCGAGUUUUUGUCCGGGUAGACGACAAUGAUUAUGCACCCGAGUCGUUCAAUGAGGGCGGACCAGAUGGCAACCAUUUGACCUCUAACCCUGACUCAAUUUUUGCCGAUGCCCCUGAAGAUUCUGAUGAUGAUGACUAUGUGACCAAAAACUUUGGAGGAGUGCAAAACCGUAAGGCACAAACGAAUGCUUUGCCGGACCAUGUACGAAAGGAGAUUCUUGAACUUGGGUUUCCGGAUGAUGGAUACAACUAUCUGGCCCAUUUACGGGAGAUUAAAAACACGGGAGGUGGUUCGACAUAUUAUCAGAAUCCGAAGGCUGAUUUUGUUCAGCUUCCAAGGGAUGUUAAGGCCUAUGAUGCUUCAAGGGUUGAGAUUUCCAAGAUAAAUGAUGUUUCUGAAGAGAAAUCAAUCUACAAUGUGGCAUCAAAGACUUUUGGCGUGAGAUUGCAGAAAGUGGUGGAUCCUGACGUGGCAGCUAUGCUGGAAGAUGGUGCCUCGUCAAAGUAUGCUUCUGACAUUGAGGACUUAGAAGAGGAUUUUGUUGUUUGCGCAAAUCUCUUAGAUGGACCAGCAGGUGAAGAAAAUGACGAGAAGUUGAUUUUUGCUGCUGGCUCGAAUUCUGAUCAUGUAAAGAGUCGGGAUUUGGGUGCUUCCGGUGCAAAAGAGGGAGAGAGAAAUGUUUCAGCCUUGGAUAGUGAGAAGCCGAGAGUUCGCCGUCCUCUUGAUGAGCACUUUGAUUUGCUCGAACUCCAGGAAUAUGGUGCGGACAGUGAGGAAGAAGAAGAAGAAGAAUAUGACAGGUACAUGGAUGACGAGGAUAACAAUCAAGAAAUCCUCACAGAGAAGCUCAACAGUGCUUUCAAAGACUGCCCAUCGGGUCUUUUACGUCUCGGUGGCGCCGUGGAAGAAAACGAGCCUCCCGAGCCAACACCUGAGGUGAUUCAGCGGUGCAGAGAGUACGCGGAGAAGUACGAAAAUGAUGAUAAUGACCUUGAGGAGGUUUUAGUCGAGGAAAGCAGUGACGAGUCUGAGGUGUGGGAUUGUGAGACGAUUGUCACCACCUACUCGACACUCGAUAAUCAUCCAGGGAAAAUUGGUGCCCCCGAGGCAAGGAGAAGGAAGAAGAAGCUAGCGGACGAGUUAUUAUCGGGUGCAUCUGUGGACCCCACACGGGCAGUUAUAGCUCUCAAAGGGAAGGAGAAGCUUCCCGUUGACUUUCUGCCGCCACGUGGCAAGAAGCAGCAAGGAGAGAAGACGAAAGACGAGAGGGACGUGAGUGAGAAGAGAGGUGAUGUGUUGAAACAGAAGCCACGGUGUCAAGAGUCGAAGGAGGAAAAGAAAGAAAGGAAGUCUGCCGUGAAAUUAGAACGGCGUGAGGCACGACUGAUGAAGAAAGAAAUGAAGGGUCUGUACAAGUCGGAAGCCCACCGUGCCCAGAAAGUUGCGGCAUUUACGGGUCCAUCUUCUAUUCAUCUUAUGUGAUGGUGCUGCACUCUUGUGAGUUGGUAAGUGUUGCCAUUUAGAAUCUUGUGAUUUUUUGCCACAUUUUAUGUACCCCAGUGUGUUUAUAUGCGGAAAUAUUUGGUUGCACUUGCUUCUGUAUUUCAUGUUUGGUUAUUGAAAUAUGAAAUGAAAAAGGUUGUGUUUGAACUGAAACUUGGGAGUUACACUUACACCAUAGGUUUUCUAGUUCCUUAUAAAGUCGUUGCAUUCUGAACAUUUUUGAGUUGCUAUGGCCAGGGUUUGAACUUUGAACAAUCCUUCCAUUUUUUAAUUUAUCUAUCUUUUUUACCCUACA